Macadamia integrifolia is the source of this 1280-nucleotide messenger RNA. RefSeq names its product TLC domain-containing protein 5-like. NCBI's taxonomy places the organism in Eukaryota, Viridiplantae, Streptophyta, Magnoliopsida, Proteales, Proteaceae. Gene Ontology annotation, cellular component: membrane. The record is from RefSeq and is a predicted model, not a curated record. The transcript is spliced from 6 exons. The coding region runs from base 353 to 1018 and encodes 221 amino acids.
GACUUUCAUGUUUGGUGAAUGAUGAUUUAUUUGAAAGUAAACCCAUUUGCUUGUCUCAACUUUGACUCUGUUCCAAAUAAAUAAGAACUGGGAUGAUUUGAAAUCGAAUAGAAGAGAUUGUUCACCGGAAUUGGAGCUUUUGAGGUUGUGAUGAUUUGUAAUUGUUCAUUGAAAAGAUGCCUCUGACCUAACCCAUCGUCCCACCCACAUGUACGAGCUUCAAUAAUUCUAUGAAACUUGUCUACAAAAAGUCUUUAGCAGAUCGGUGAACUGAUAAGUCUGUGCUGUUCUUAGCUGUUAAAGUCUCCGUAUCCAGAAAUAUAUCCGAGGUCUCUAGCUGGAGGAUUACACUAUGAUUUUUCUUGUUUGGGUAGUGAUUUCAUGGACAGUGGCUUUUAUUCUAGUCAUAAAGAUCUUCCGGAAACGAUCACUCAGUUUCUGCAACCGCAUUGUUUCUACAAUCCAUGCUUCCUUGGCUGUCAUUUUGUGUUCUCUCUCUGUUGAAGACUGGAGUUGCCCAGCUUGUCCUUUGGCUUCAAAGUCUUCUCCAUCACAGAUGAAAACAUUGGCUGUAACUCUUGGUUACCUCGUCUAUGAUCUUGUAUGCUGCCUGUUCGACAACCAUGUCAACAUAGAUAAUGUAGUUCAUCAUCUGGUUAGCAUUUUUGGUAUUGGGGCUGGCCUUGUCUAUGAAAGAUGUGGAUCAGAGUUGAUUGCAGCAGUGUGGGUUACAGAGAUCUCCAGCCCUUUUCUUCACAUGAGGGAAUUUCUCAAAGAACUUGGUUACAGAGACACCAACCUCAAUUUAGCUGCUGAUGUUUUGUUUGCAGUAAUCUUCUCACUUGGAAGGAUGGUCGCCGGACCUUACCUCACUUAUGCGACUCUCUCUGCUGACAACCCAUUACUCAUAAAGGCCAUGGCGCUCGGAUUGCAAUUAGUGAGUGCUUUCUGGUUCUACAAGAUAGCAAGGAUGGUGAGGUACAAACUGACAAAGAGUAUAUCUAAAAAGGAGGCCUAAAGCACGAGGACCCAUGUAGAGUUCCAAUGACAUACGAGGGGAGAAAGAAAAAGGGGGACUAAAGCCUUAGAUACAUUAAUUGGGGUGGGGUGGGGAGAAGAAACAGAAGAAAGAAACGAGUCAUUCCAUGUUGUUGAUCUUCAAACAAUCAUAAAUCAUUUCCCGUUUCUCCAUUUGUAUUGGAGCUUUGACAUUUGAAAGAGAGAGAAGACCUAAUAAAUCUAUAGGAGUAAAGAAUAAUUGCAUACAGUUCAAAAAUCAA